AUGUUUCUCUGUUCGAUAAGCUUGAGAUCCACCGGUCUAUGUGGAUUUCUGAUAUUUUUAUUUCUACUGGAGUUUUCCGCGAAAGGAAACGCCGGAACGGUAAAAUUUACAAACUACCUGCAGUCCCAUGCAGAUCUCAGGAAGUCCUACAUGAACUUCAGUGUAGCACCCUGUGACAACUUCUACGAGUACGCCUGUGGAAACUAUCGAAACGUGAAACAGGACCGAUUCUCCACCAAAGGGAGCGUUUCAACGAAUGACAUUAGCUACACACUAGAUGACAUCACGGAACAACUUUUGGGCAUGUCGGAUCUGGCGGAGUCUCUCAACGUUUCCAGCGAGCUGAGGGUUGCCCAACGAUUCUACAAUGCCUGUCUAGGGGCAGAUCUCUAUCCGUUUCCUGCUGCCGAUCCAAAUUACUUAAAGCUUAUCAGGUCGAUCGGAGGCUUUCCCGCCGUCGAUGGUGCUGCCUGGAAUGCCUCCAACUUUAACUGGUUUAAUAUGAGCGCCCACUUGAUCAAUUACGGGACAUCAGGUUUUAUUCGCGAAAAGCUAGAAGAUUCGCAUCCGUUUUUGCCGCAAUUGCUAAAGCCGUUACUGGGUUUUGACUCCAUCGUUCAAAAGGACAGCAUCGACAGCAACUCUUCCCACGUCUACCGACUUAACGAGAAGCGUAUGCGCGGAUACUUAAGAUCCUUUCAACUGCCGGAGGACAAAAUUGCGGAAGUGAUCGACGGGGUCUUUGCUUUCUGGCGCGAGGCGCUGGUGGCUGCUGAAAUAAACGAUGAUGAUAUUUAUCGGUGCUCAAAGUUCGACUAUACUAACUACUUGGACAUUGUCUGGAACAUUAGUGAACACGAUGAUAUGUGUAAUUCCUACUUAGUGGAGAUCGAAAAGGUGUGUGCCCGCCACCCUGAGGCUGCGGCCAAUUAUAUGGCCAUGAAACUGCUCUACCAAUUCGAUGCCAAGCUAAGUGAAGCCAAGUACCAAAGAGAUUUUUGCAAAAGAACUCUGCGGACUUCCAUGGCUUUCCUCUUCAACAAAAUGUACAUGGCGGAGUACUUCACCGAGAAGGAACGGUUGGAAGUGUCUGAAAUUGUACAGGAACUGCGAAAGGGAUUCCGAAGGUCGCUUGAGGAAGCCGAUUGGUUGGACUCGGAGACUCGAGAAAAGGCACUUCUCAAGGAAUCGAAAAUACAAUCUGUCAUCGGCUCCGGGGAGGACAGCUUGCGUACUGAGCGCCUGAUUCGGGAGAUCAACCGUCUUGAAAUAAUUGACGACAGUUAUGCUGAGACCAAUAUUAACUUGCAUCGCCUCAGUGUCGACAUAAAUCGAUUCAGCAGCCGCCACUAUAAGGAACUGUCUAAAGAGGCCUUGACACAGAUGGUUCUGCUGGCGAUGCAGGUGCAAGCUUUUUAUCACGCCUCGCAUAAUUCUAUUUAUGUAAUGGCUGGCAUUCUACAGUCACCAGUUUACCACCAUUCUUGGCCGCUCUCCCUGAAACUCGGCACCUUGGGUUACGUGAUUGGCCACGAACUCACCCACGCCUUCGACACCAAAGGCUCUCGAUACGAUGCCGAUGGAAAACGUCUGUCUUGGUGGUCGGAGAAAUCGAAACUGGGCUUUGAGAAACGCACUGAGUGCUUUGUAAAAGCUUACAGUAAGUAUCUGAUACCGGAGAUCGAUCGCCAUGUCGAUGGAAAUAAAACGGUGGACGAGAACAUUGCCGACAGUGGCGGAUUGAGGCAGGCUCUGGAGGCCUACCGCAGCCACAUGGAGCAACUGCUGGAGGACCCUAAGCAGGACAGGAUCAACGAGCAGUUGCCAGGUCUUGACCUCUUGCCGGAGCAACUCUUUUUCCUGGGCUUCGCUCAGAUAUUUUGCUCGGAUUACAAGGAGGAGCAUUUAUGGAAUGAGGUGGAUAAUGAAGUAACUCACACUAUCGAGAAGUACCGCGUACUGGGAACCUUAUCCAACAUCGAAGAUUUCUUCCAGGCCUUCAACUGUCCCGUUGGAAGUGGUAUGCGCGUUGCUGCUGAAACUUGUCACAUGUGGUAA
Drosophila subpulchrella is the source of this 2058-nucleotide messenger RNA. RefSeq names its product neprilysin-2-like. Gene Ontology annotation, biological process: protein processing. Bases 1 to 2058 code for a protein of 685 amino acids. The record is from RefSeq and is a predicted model, not a curated record. Gene Ontology annotation, cellular component: plasma membrane. Gene Ontology annotation, molecular function: metalloendopeptidase activity. Lineage: Eukaryota; Metazoa; Arthropoda; Insecta; Diptera; Drosophilidae. The transcript has 2 exons.